UAAGAAUACGUGUAUAUCAUGCAACGAGAAGCACUUGGAGUUGCCGUGUUGGUUAGAAAGUGACAGUGUCGGACUAUUAUCAAGCUUUCACUCAUCAUUUACGCCAUUAUGGCGAAACGAAAGGAAUUGUUCAAUUUGCACAACUUUUUAAGUUCCCUUCCAGUUCUUUUGGUGACUUUAUCGCUACAUUAUGACGAUGGAGAGGCCAAUUCUGAAUCAGAAGCCAAGAGAUACAUGCAGACUGGAAACACUUUAUUAGCUGCUGGUCAACUAGCUGAUGCACUGGCCCAAUACAAUUCUGCAAUAGACAAUGAUCCUAAUAACUACAUGGCCUACUACAAGAGAGCUGCUGUGUACCUGGCCCAGGGAAGGUCCAAACUAGCCCUACCAGACCUGAAGAAAAGUAUGACUCUCAAGUCCGACUUCACCCCUGCUCUCAUCAACCAUGGGAAUGUGCUCUUUAAACUGGGACACCUUGCUAAAGCUAGUGAAGAUUACGCUGCAGUGUUGAAAUACGAUCCUUCAAAUAAAGAGGCCGACAAGCAACUUGGAAUGACUCGUACUGUUGAGGAGCGAAUAACGUUAGGAGAUCAACUGUUCCAAUCAAAUCAACACGAGCAAGCAUUAGAUGCCUACUCAAAAGUUCUUAUGUAUUUACCCUGGAAUGCAGAUAUGCACAGGAAACGAGCCAAAGUCUACACACAGCUUGGAGAGUUGUACAAGGCCAUCGAUGAUCUUAGAUCAGUCACUAAACUGGUUCCAGACAGCACAGAGGUCUAUCUUGAAAUGAGUAGAACACAUGACAGUAUGGGCGAUCUGGAUAUGGCCUUAGACGAUAUCCGAGAAUGUUUGAAACUUGAUCCUGAUCAUAAGGAGUGCUUCCCUCUUUACAAAGUUCUGAAGAAGAUCAAGAGAUUUCUGGAUGCUGCUGAAAACUAUAUACGUGAUGGAAGGUAUGAUGAUGCUGUAGGCAAGUUAGAAUCAUCGAUAGAGGCUGCAGGGAAAGGAGGUGUUUAUGAACUCAGGGCAAACGCUAGGAUAUGCCAUGCUUAUAGAAUGGGCCAAAAUCCUGAAGCAAUGAAGAUGUGUACACGGGUAUUGAAAGAUGAUCCAGAGAAUAUUGAUGUACUUAUAGACAGAGCUGAGACAUAUAUCCAAGAUGAAAUGUAUGAAGAAGCUGUAAAUGAUUACCAGAAAGCCAAAGAAGUAGACGAUAUACAAAGAACACAAGAAGGAUUAGAUAGAGCGCAGAAACUUUUAAAACAAUCCAAGAAAAGAGAUUACUACAAAAUAUUAGGAGUCAGAAGAAAUGCAGGCAAAAAGGACAUAUUGAAGGCCUAUCGUCAGCUCGCCAUGAUAUGGCAUCCGGAUAAACAUGAAGAAGGGGAAGAAAAAUCCAAAGCAGAGAAGAAAUUCAUGGACAUUGCUGAUGCCAAAGAAGUACUCACAACCCCAGAAAUGAGGGAGAAGUUUGACGCUGGUGAGGAUCCCUUAGACCCUGAACAGCAGAAGAACCAAGGCCAUCAUCAUGGCCAUCCAUUCGGUUUUAAUCCUUUUGGUAGUGGCGGCGGCGGUGGUUUCAACUUUAAAUUUAACUUCAACUAGAGUUAGCUCAACAUUAACAGUCUCACAUCUCCAGUUUGACAUACAUGUAGUACACAAUUCAUUCAGCUUCAAUUCCUUCCAAAGUACAGAAUUACAUGUAGCAAGGUUUUAAUUCUAAAUUCCCUUCAACUAGACCUCAAUGUUAAAGAUAAAGACCAGUUACGGUCAUGCGAUUGCAUUGUGAAAGAAACGUUGUGGAAUCGAUCAGAAAAGAUUAAUCAUCUAGCUUAUAAGUAU
Messenger RNA from Strongylocentrotus purpuratus (purple sea urchin), 1842 nucleotides. It is a transcript of the gene dnajc3, whose product is annotated as dnaJ homolog subfamily C member 3. Gene Ontology annotation, molecular function: protein-folding chaperone binding; misfolded protein binding. The record is from RefSeq and is a predicted model, not a curated record. NCBI's taxonomy places the organism in Eukaryota, Metazoa, Echinodermata, Echinoidea, Camarodonta, Strongylocentrotidae. Gene Ontology annotation, cellular component: endoplasmic reticulum. Gene Ontology annotation, biological process: protein folding in endoplasmic reticulum.